This is a messenger RNA of Malaya genurostris, 1121 nucleotides long. It is a transcript of the gene sicily, whose product is annotated as NADH dehydrogenase (ubiquinone) complex I, assembly factor 6 homolog. Gene Ontology annotation, biological process: mitochondrial respiratory chain complex I assembly; biosynthetic process. The transcript has 2 exons. The record is from RefSeq and is a predicted model, not a curated record. The coding region runs from base 88 to 1014 and encodes 308 amino acids. NCBI's taxonomy places the organism in Eukaryota, Metazoa, Arthropoda, Insecta, Diptera, Culicidae. Gene Ontology annotation, cellular component: mitochondrion.
UUUGUGCUGUGGUGCAGUUUAUGUCGUCAUUUCGUGGCGGUAUUCGGUAAGCUAUUUCAACGGUCAAACAUAAUAGAAAUCAUCAGAAUGCAUAAAACAGGUAGUGGUGUUUGGUGCUUGAAACAAUAUGUGAAACAUGCCUCAAGUGCAGCUGCGAAAUCAUCACUAACGGCACCGCAGAAUCACUGCCUUAAACUUGUUAGACAAUAUGACAAAGAGAACUUUCUCUGUACUUUGCUGUUAAAAAAUCCACAACGGCGCAGUGCCCUCGCAAUUCGGGCCUUCAAUGUCGAAAUUGCACGUAUCACCGGCUCCGUUUCCGAUGAUCGGAUCGGACAAAUGCGACUGAAAUUUUGGGAAGAUGCUGUCAAUAAACUAUACAAGGAGGAUCUGAAACAUGUUCCUGAUCAGCCAGUAAUACAGGAACUCAAAAAAGCGAUCGACAAUCAUAAACUCACCAAACGAUACUUUCAACGAAUUGUCAGCUCUCGACUGAAUACCAAUCUUCGGUUUGUGACAACCAAACAACUGGAGGAAUACGUUGAGGAUUCCGUUUCCACUGUUCUGUAUCUGAUUCUGGAAUCUCAUGGAGUAAGAAACGUUCACGCCGAUCACGUAGCGUCACAUCUGGGUAAAGCCCAGGGAAUAGUAAAUUUACUGCGAUCGAUUCCAUGCCAAGAACGGCGAAAUGUUGUACCGAUUCCGCAGGAAAUCUUAAUGCAACAUGGUGUCAGUCAGGAACGUGUGCUGAGAAAUAAAAAGGACGACAAAGGAGUGGAAGAGGUAAUUUUUCAAAUGGCUGGUGUUGCCCAUCGACACUUUGAACACGCACGAAAUCUUAUGGAUUCAGUUCCGAAGCAGGUGAGGCCUGUGUUUUUGCCUGGCGUUGCCACAGGUCGAUUCUUGGAACGACUAAGACAAACCAAUUUUCAUCUGACCGAUCCCAGACUGCUACAGAGUGAUUCCAUGCUGCCCCUGUUAUUUUACUGGGGCUAUUUCCGAGGGAAAUUUUAGCAAAAAUAAAUAAACAUUGUUAAUCUAGUCAAAAACCAGGUGAAGAUAAUAAUUGUAAAGAAAGAAAAUUCUUAUUUCACAAUAUUGAUUAUAGAUCGUAGUAACAG